UUCCCAAAGUUAUUGGAUGCAUUGAUGGGACCCAGAUAAGAAUUUUGGCACCAUCAGUUAAUGAACCUGAUUAUGUCAACAGGAAGGGAUUUCAUAGCCUCAAUGUCCAGAUGGUGUGUGAUCCAGCUUUUCGAGUGACCUCACUUUGUGCCAGAUGGCCUGGAUCAUGUCAAGAUUCAAGAAUUUUUAGAAAUUCCCAUCUUUGCCAACAGUUUGAAAAUGGGUUGCAUGAUGGUAUUUUGGUUGGAGAUUCUGGGUACCCCCUCACAAGAUACUUGAUGACACCCUAUCUGACACCUUCAACCCAAUCUGAGGAGAGGUUCAAUACCAGUCUUUGCAGAACUCGAGUUCUGAUUGAGCAGACUUUUGGCAUCAUAAAAAGAAGGUUUCAAGCACUCCAUGUGGGUUUCAGAGUUUCCCCAGAACAGGCGGUAGAGUACAUUACGGCCUGUGUUAUUCUCCACAAUCUGGGAAUUGAAAGAGGUGAUAUCUGUGUGCAGCAGAAUUGUGCAGACAUUGAUGUGACUGCAUGUAUUCAACAGUAUGUGCAGGAACCAGGACGUGACCGUAAUGAUGGCAUUAUAAAGAGAGCAACAAUCACACAAGGGUUCUUUUAAAGGAUAUAUACUGUGAAUAACCUUGAACUGUCGUUUUUGUUAUUUAAUAAAAACACGUACUGUAAAGUUGUAAGUGAAAAUAUC
This is a messenger RNA of Ostrea edulis (European flat oyster), 701 nucleotides long. Its product is annotated as putative nuclease HARBI1. The record is from RefSeq and is a predicted model, not a curated record. The transcript is spliced from 3 exons. Bases 111 to 617 code for a protein of 168 amino acids. NCBI's taxonomy places the organism in Eukaryota, Metazoa, Mollusca, Bivalvia, Ostreida, Ostreidae.